GCUCCGGGUAAGGAAUCUACCUCCCACAUCCCACUCGUGCUGGUUCAUAUCCAGGCUUCUGUGGAGAGUGAAAAUCUACCGGGGAAAAAAAUUGAUAUAUAUUAACAAGUCCUCGUCUUGCUGGCAUGGUGCUGAGGAUACCCGCAACUCCCUCCACAGCAGUAUCGUCCUUGUCCUCGUCGUCGUGCUCGUCAUCGCGGCUGUUGGUAACAGCCCCGUCCUCAUCCUCCCCCCACUGGGCUAGGGUCUCGAAGAGGCGAUACCAUCGCACCGUUUGGCCUUCCUACGGCAUAACCACCCCGUUUCCCGACCGUCACCCCCAGUUCCCCAUCAGCAGAUCUCCAUUCUAUUUUCAGACGGGGUACGCGCUAUGCGCCAAACGGACUUCGCGACCCUUCCCCCCACCGUUCCUGUCCCCGCCAUCCUCAUCCUUCUCCGACCCGCUCACUACGCACUAUCAAAGCCAGGAUAAGAGAUUAUCCGUUCACGGGGAGUUGGUACGCGGCCUGAAUAACGGCGACGAUGCAAUUCUUGUUACGGAAAAUUUCCUGGGGGUGAAUGAUGGGGUGGGUGCCUGGGCAACGAGGCCGCGAGGCCAUGCGGCACUCUGGUCUAGACUGGUCCUGCAUUUCUGGGCUAUGGAGAUCGAACGAAUACCGAACGGCGACACAAAGCUAGACCCCGUCGAAUACCUCCAGCGAGCCUACGAGGAGACGACGCGCGCGACCACGUCCCCCAGCGAGUGGUUUGGAACGACAACCUCCGUCACAGCACUCCUACAUAAGACUCACGACGCCGACGGCGUCGUAAAGCCGCUGCUCUAUGUGACCAAUAUCGGCGAUUGCAAGGUCCUGGUCAUCCGCCCGCGCGAGGAGAAGGUCCUCUUUCGAACCGAAGAACAGUACCACUGGUUUGACUGUCCCCUGCAGCUGGGUACCAAUAGUGUAGAUACGCCGCGGGAGAACGCGGUGCUGUCGCUGGUCGACAUCGAGGAGGGCGAUAUUGUUCUUGGGGUCUCGGAUGGCGUUCUUGAUAAUCUCUGGGAACACGAAAUUCUCUCUGUCACGCUGGGGAGCCUUCGGAAAUGGGACCAGGAACGAUACGAGGACAAGGAGCUGGAUUGGGCACCGCCCGCUUUACUGGCGGAGGAACAAAUGGUGUUUGUGGCUCGGGAGUUGCUCAAGGCUGCGCUCGUGGUGGCUCAGGACCCAUUUGCUGAGAGUCCUUAUAUGGAGAAGGCGAUCGAUGAAGGGUUAGCUAUCCAGGGUGGGAAGAUGGACGAUAUCAGCGUGGUUGUUGGCGCAUGUAAGAAAAGAGCGGAACAGAACUAGCGACAGCCACCGAGCCAUCCCCCCCCAGUUCUCUUUUCUCCCAUCUCACCCAUGUUGAGAAUUAUACACGACGCGAUAUGAUGAACUGGAAGCACUUUGCAUAUGGAGUUGAUAGACGGGCAAUGGAGUAAUACAUACGGAGUAACUGGGUGACAAAUGGAAGGACCAGCUCUAGGAGUCCUGUCAUAGGUAUAUAUAAUUCGGUU
Molecule: messenger RNA, 1537 nt
Organism: Aspergillus ochraceoroseus IBT 24754
Lineage: Eukaryota; Fungi; Ascomycota; Eurotiomycetes; Eurotiales; Aspergillaceae
Exons: 3
Coding region: 126-1331 (401 amino acids)
Source: RefSeq, a predicted model, not a curated record